Nicotiana tabacum (common tobacco) is the source of this 1721-nucleotide messenger RNA. RefSeq names its product glyoxylate/hydroxypyruvate reductase HPR3. Gene Ontology annotation, molecular function: glyoxylate reductase (NADPH) activity; hydroxypyruvate reductase [NAD(P)H] activity; NAD binding. NCBI's taxonomy places the organism in Eukaryota, Viridiplantae, Streptophyta, Magnoliopsida, Solanales, Solanaceae. The record is from RefSeq and is a predicted model, not a curated record. Gene Ontology annotation, cellular component: cytosol.
AUAUAUGCCUUAAUUCUUCAGUUUUGAUGAAUUCAUGAAAAAUGAAAUUACAGUUAAGAAAUCAACAUCAACACCUAAUAUUCCUGUAAUCAGAAAAAACCAAACCGAAACAACAAAAGCAGAAAAUUCAAGAAAUUAUCAUAUAUUGCUUUAAUUUGUCUUUUAUAGUUGACAAACUGAAUAAUCUUUCCGUACACAAAACAAGAAAAAGAUUCCUCCAAAGAUUACUCUCAAACUCAUCAAUGGCAAAACCCAACACUGCUUUGCCGGAGGUAAUAGUCCUAGGUCAGCCAACGCUUUUCAAUAUCUACGGCGAACAGUUAUCCCACAAAUUCCGAUUCCUUAAACCAUGGGAAUCUUCGCUUCCAUCGGAACAAUUUGUUUCCACACAUGCUCAAUCCGUACAAGCCAUGAUUUCUUCUCCCAAAGAUUUCGUUGGCAAGAUUUCUUCCUCCUUGUUGUGCCUCCUCCCUUCGCUCCGAGUUAUCGUUACCACCAGCGCUGGCGUUAACCAUAUUGAUCUCGUCGAGUGUCGCCGCCGCGGAAUCUCAGUUGCUAACGCUGUUUCCGUUUUCUCAGAGGAUGUAGCUGACUUUGCUGUUGGAUUGUUGAUUGAUGUUCUUAGAAAGAUUUCUGUUGCUGAUCGGUUUGUUAAGAAUGGUCUUUGGUCACUUCAUGUGGAUUUUCCCCUCUGUUCCAAGGUGGGAGGCAGGAAAGUAGGAAUUGUUGGGCUGGGAAGCAUCGGUCUAAAAGUUGCAAAAAGACUUGAAGCAUUUGGAUGCAUUAUAUCAUACCAGUCGAGGAAGAAAAAGCCUGUUUCCUACCCUUUCUAUCCUGACGUUCAUGAACUAGCGACCAAAUGUGAUGUUCUUGUCAUUUGUUGUGCAUUGACAGAGCAAACUCGUCACUUGAUCAAUAAGGAGGUUUUACUGGCACUUGGGAAAGGAGGAGUUAUCAUUAAUAUUGCACGAGGAUCCGUAAUCAAUGAGAUGGAGUUGGUAAAAUGUUUGGUGCAGGGAGAGAUUGCAGGUGCUGGCUUGGAUGUUUUCGAGAAUGAACCUAAUGUUCCUGAGGAGCUCCUUUCAUUGGAUAACGUUGUAUUGACACGGCACGUUGCUUGUUGUACAGAGGAUUCUUUUCGAGAUUUAUAUGAACUCAUAUCAGGGAAUCUGGAAGCUUUCUUCUUAAACAAACCUUUGCUUUCGCCAGUUUUGGAUGACUAGAAGAUAGUGUCUCAACUUUGAUGCCUAUAUUAUAAGAUCAGCCUUGAUAUUUAUCGACAUCUCAUUCUGGAUACUCUCUGCAAAAGUGGAGUACAAAUCUGCCUUUCGUGCUGCUCAAGAAUAAUUUCUUAACCUAUUUGCAUGUUACUGGAAGCAAGUGGUGUAGGAUUGUCGGAAUGGGGAAAGUGUUUUCUGUUUUCCAUUACAAAUGCAAAACCACAAUGCUAUAUCCAGGGAGGAAGCAAUCUGAUUCAGCUACAACUCCGCAGAAAGGAAGCCAUUUGUUUUAUGCCAUUACAUGCAGUCGUGCAGAUGCUUGUCAUAUCCUAAGUUAACAAACAAAGAACUGCUUUCCCUUGUUCUUGAGAAGAAGCUAAGUUAGCGUCCAUGAAAGACUUGUAUUAUAUAAGUUUGGCAAUUCCGUUCUGUCAAAGAAUGCAAGAUUUAACAUGUUUAACCCUAUAUUUUUUAUAACCCUUUUAGGGAUUUUCUUUUGCA